AUGGGGACUUUAGAAGUACCAACAACAUAUCCCUCCACCGCCACCACCGCCAACGGUACUAAACUCUCUGACCCAGAAAAACCCAUAAACGACGAGGUUUCCCCCAUUGAGGAGGUCCGACUAACCGUUACCAACACAGAUGAUCCAACCCUUCCUUUAUGGACCUUCAGGAUGUGGUUCUUGGGUUUGUUAUCAUGUGGGCUUCUCUCUUUCCUCAACCAAUUCUUCUCUUACAGAACAGAGCCUCUUGUGAUCACCCAAAUCACUGUCCAAGUAGCCACACUUCCGGUGGGCCAUUUCUUGGCUGCUGUGCUUCCCAAGAGUAAGUUCCGCAUCCCUGGCUUCGGGUCGAAAACGUUUUCCUUGAACCCGGGUCCUUUUAACAUGAAAGAGCACGUACUCAUCUCCAUCUUUGCAAAUGCUGGAAGCGCAUUUGGAGCUGGAUCUGCUUCUGCUGUAUUAGGAUAUGGGUGGGCAGGGCUGCUGAGGAAAUAUGUAGUGGAGCCAGCCCAAAUGUGGUGGCCUAACACUCUCUUCAGGGCUCUGCAUGAGAAAGAUGAAAACGAUCGAUGCAUGACUCGGGCUAAGUUCUUCCUAAUUGCAGUAAUUUGCAGUUUUUCCUGGCAUGUAGUUCCAGGAUACCUAUUCACAACAGUUACAAGCAUUUCAUGGGUCUGCUGGGUGUUUUCAAAGUCAGUAACAGCACAGCAACUUGGGUCAGGCAUGAAGGGCCUUGGACUUGGGGCUAUAACGCUUGACUGGUCUGCUGUGGCAUCCUUCUUGUUCAGCCCCCUUAUUAGUCCUUUCUUUGCCAUUGCCAAUGUUUUUGUGGGAUAUGUGUUGAUGCUCUACAUUGUCAUUCCUAUUGCUUACUGGGGACUAGACCUAUACAAUGCACACAGAUUUCCCAUAUUCUCCAUCCACUUGUUUACAGCCCAAGGAAAUAAGUAUGAUAUAUCAGCUAUUGUUAAUGACAAGUUUGAGCUAGAUCUGCAAAAGUAUGAGGAGCAAGGACGAAUUCAUUUGAGCUUGUUUUUCGUUUUCACUUAUGGCUUGGGUUUUGCAACCAUUGCAUCAACCCUUACGCAUGUGGCUUUCUUCUACGGAAGGGAGAUUUACGAGCGAUACCAUGCUUCUUAUAAGGGCAAGGAGGAUAUCCAUACCAGAUUGAUGAGAAGAUACAAGGACAUACCUUCCUGGUGGUUUCACUUGUUGUUGGCUGUCACGCUUGCAGUUUCGCUUGUUCUCUGUAUAGUCUUGAAUGAUCAGGUUCAGAUGCCAUGGUGGGGACUCCUCUUUACCAGCGCUGUGGCUUUCUUCUUCACCCUUCCAAUCAGUGUCAUAACUGCCACAACCAAUCAAACACCGGGGAUAAACAUAAUCACAGAGUAUGUCAUGGGUAUCAUAUAUCCAGGAAGACCAAUAGCCAAUGUCUGCUUCAAAAUCUAUGGUUGUAUCAGCAUGGCGCAGGCUGUCUCUUUCCUCAACGAUUUCAAGCUUGGACACUACAUGAAGAUCCCGCCAAGAUCAAUGUUCUUGGUUCAGUUCAUCGGAACGAUGCUCGCUGGAACCAUCAACCUUGCAGUGGCAUGGUGGCAGCUAAAUUCCAUUAAUAACAUAUGCCAGGACGAUCUGCUUCCCCCUAACAGUCCUUGGACUUGCCCAGGUGACACAGUUUUCUUUGAUGCAUCUGUCAUAUGGGGUCUGGUAGGACCUAGACGGAUAUUUGGAAGUCUUGGAAAUUAUCAAGCCAUGAAUUGGUUCUUCCUUGGAGGUGCAGCAGGACCAGUUAUAGUUUGGCUAUUACACAAGAUAUUCCCAAAGCAAUCUUGGAUUCCCAUGAUUAACCUACCAGUUCUUCUAGCAUCCGGAAUGAUACCUCCAGCAACAACAGUAAACUACAAUUCCUGGAUCAUAGUUGGAACAAUUUUUAAUUUCUUCAUAUUCCGCUACAGGAAGCAGUGGUGGCAAAGGUACAAUUACAUUCUUUCAGCAGCACUGGAUGCAGGGGUGGCUUUCAUGGCAGUGCUAUUGUAUUUUUCAGUGGGCAUGGAAAACAGAACUUUAACUUGGUGGGGUACAGAUGGUGAACACUGUGAUUUAGCAUCUUGUCCAAUAGCCAAAGGCAUAAAGGUUGAUGGUUGUCCAGUGAACUAAUCACAAUCAUAUUGUUCUUCUGCCACAUAU
Messenger RNA from Hevea brasiliensis (rubber tree), 2187 nucleotides. RefSeq names its product oligopeptide transporter 4-like. The coding region runs from base 1 to 2157 and encodes 718 amino acids. Gene Ontology annotation, biological process: transmembrane transport. Gene Ontology annotation, molecular function: oligopeptide transmembrane transporter activity. The record is from RefSeq and is a predicted model, not a curated record. The transcript has 6 exons. Lineage: Eukaryota; Viridiplantae; Streptophyta; Magnoliopsida; Malpighiales; Euphorbiaceae.